Papaver somniferum (opium poppy) is the source of this 996-nucleotide messenger RNA. RefSeq lists its product as uncharacterized. NCBI's taxonomy places the organism in Eukaryota, Viridiplantae, Streptophyta, Magnoliopsida, Ranunculales, Papaveraceae. The transcript is spliced from 2 exons. The record is from RefSeq and is a predicted model, not a curated record. Bases 1 to 996 code for a protein of 331 amino acids.
AUGAGAGUGGCCUACCGGAAUAUCAUAGGUCUUAAAAGAAUAAGAGCAAAAGAUAAAUUAAGAUCUUUAGUGAAUCAAUUUAGUCCUUCUUUGAUGUGGUUAGCUGAGCCUAAAAUAAGAGUUAGAAACAAUUUUGUUAAAAAUUUGAGAUUACCUGGAAUGAGUCAUAUGUUGAUUCAUAAUUUAAGUGAUACUGGUAAAGGGAACAUUUGGUUAUUAUGGCAUUCUUCUUUGUCAACACCACAAGUAGUAUCCAAUACUAAACAAGCAAUUACAGUCAGAAUUGGAGAGGUUUUGGGUACAGGUAUUCAUGUUGCAUGUCUAACAGUUGAUAGAAGAACUCUUUGGGAAGAAUUAAAGAAGAUCAAUAAAAUGAAUUGUCCAUGGCUGGUAAUUGGAGAUUUCAACACUGUUUUAAACUGUGAUGAUAAAGUUGGAGGUAGAAGUCCUUUAAGAGUUUCAAUGUCAGAUUUUAACAAGUGUUUGGAAAAUUGUGGUCUUUUACAAGCUCCAAGAUCAGGAAUUAAAUACUCUUGGUGCAACAAUAUAGUGGAUCAUGGUGCAUUACUGGGAGGGACUAAUGAAUUUCCUAAGCCAAGUAAUAUUCCUUUCAAGUAUCAAAAUGUUUGGACUUCUCAUCCUGAUUUUAAAAAUCUUAUACAAAUAUCUUGGGAAGAAGAAUGUUCAGGAAAUCCAGCUUUUAGAUUUAUGAGUAAAUUGAAAAGAUUUAAAGUAUGUGUUAAGAAAUGGAAUUGGGAGGUUUUUGGAGACUUAAGAGUUAAAGUUAAAGAAACUGAAGAGGAAGUGCUCAAUGCUUCAUUACUCUCAGAUGCUCAGCCAGAAAAUUUGGAACUACUUAAUAAGUUGGUUACUGCAAGAGGCAAGCAUGAGUUAGUGGCUAAUCAGUAUAAUGAAUUAAUGGGGGCAAAGUCAAGAAUAAAAUGGGUGAAAGAAGGUGGUGCAUACUGGUUUUUUCCAUACUUCAAUGAAGAUUAG